AUGGUAGCGGCCCCACAGAUGGUGGCCUUGUUACAGCCGCGCCACGCCUGCCGCGUGUGCCACAAACACUUCCCGACGCCGUCCAAGCUGCUCACACACGAGCACAGCCACAACGGCGAGCGACCACACCAGUGUCGCGUCUGCGAUCGCCGCUACCUCUCCGCCCAGAAGCUGCACGUGCACGCGCGUACGCACACGGGCGAGCGCCCCUUCGUGUGCCACAUGUGCGGCCGUGCGUUCGCCGCCGCCGCGUACCUGGCGCAGCACGAGCGCACGCACACGGGCCACCGGCCGCACCAGUGUCACGUGUGUGGUAAACAGUUCACGCAACGCGGCACCAUGACGAAACACGUGCGCAAAGUGCACGUGGCGGCGGGGGUUCGCCACGCGCCGGAGCCGACGUGA
Molecule: messenger RNA, 405 nt
Organism: Pollicipes pollicipes
Lineage: Eukaryota; Metazoa; Arthropoda; Thecostraca; Pollicipedomorpha; Pollicipedidae
Product: protein krueppel
Exons: 2
Coding region: 1-405 (134 amino acids)
Biological process (GO): regulation of transcription by RNA polymerase II
Cellular component (GO): PcG protein complex; chromatin; transcription regulator complex
Molecular function (GO): RNA polymerase II cis-regulatory region sequence-specific DNA binding; DNA-binding transcription factor activity, RNA polymerase II-specific
Source: RefSeq, a predicted model, not a curated record